AUGAGUCCCUCAGCAGGAAGACCUCAAAAUUCACCGGCCGGCCCAGAACGGAGGGAACACCUCGAACGAAACCGCGUCGCUGCAAACAAAUAUCGACAAAAGAAGAAGAAAGAGCACGAGCAAAUCGAUCACAAACUACAUGAUGAAGCAGAAAAGAGGGAAUUGCUCUUGUCGGAGGUCCAAAUCCUUCAAAAGGAGGUCUGGGAGCUCAGAAAUCUGAUCUUCCAGCAUGUUAGGUGCGACCACAACCUCGGCUCAUUACCUCCAAGAAUAGGCCACACUAGUUCAAACGACCUGAGCAACUCCAGUCAACCAAAUCAACCAAAUCGCGGAACACGGUCGUCUCCGACGCAAUGA
Penicillium soppii is the source of this 357-nucleotide messenger RNA. RefSeq names its product bZIP transcription factor. Bases 1 to 357 code for a protein of 118 amino acids. The record is from RefSeq and is a predicted model, not a curated record. Gene Ontology annotation, molecular function: DNA-binding transcription factor activity. The transcript has a single exon. Lineage: Eukaryota; Fungi; Ascomycota; Eurotiomycetes; Eurotiales; Aspergillaceae. Gene Ontology annotation, biological process: regulation of DNA-templated transcription.